Molecule: messenger RNA, 984 nt
Organism: Cylindrotheca closterium
Lineage: Eukaryota; Bacillariophyta; Bacillariophyceae; Bacillariales; Bacillariaceae
Source: the annotation of a GenBank genome assembly
AUGAUGGCCCCACUUGAGACCGGCACAGCACAACACCUUGCUCUGCGGGAGAAGGCGAAGAACUGGGCAGCCAAGUUCCGUCCCCAACAUCUACUUUGCUAUGAUGUUCUUCCCUUGAUCAAGGCAACCGCCUUGAAAACUUUGGAGUAUGUGAUGCCCCUUUCCACAAUUGCCCAAUCCGACUGGGUGUCCAUCAUGUCACCGAUCCUCCAAGCGAGUUUGCACAAAGCUGCGAUUUGCCGUUCCUUUCCCCGUGUGGUGGUCUUUGCCGCUUUGAAAUACCAGGGACUGGGUAUCCCGCAUCCUUUCGCCCUUCAAGUCUUCCACCAUCUCAGUGUUCUAAUGCGCCAUUUGGCCAACCGUACCAAGACCGGCCAGUACCUGGAGGCCAACCUACAGUCCCACCAACUUGAAACGGAACCCACCAACACCGGGAUCCUCGCCUCCAAAACAUUUGACCAAGAGGAAUUGCUGUGGCUCAACUGGUGCCGCCAGUUUUUCCAAGUCACCACCCUCUCGGAACUCACCACCGCUGACGGUUGCUCCCUGACGGCAGCUUCUCUUGCCGGCCAACCCUCCGGACACUUUGUGAACAGCUACAACUGGCCCCGAACCCGAUGCCCUGGCCCCUCUCAUUGGGGGUUCUGGCAAUGCGGAUCUCCAUCAUACCUGGACGGGGCCCCUCCCUGGGGACGUCCAAAGGGCCUCAGUCGACCUUCACCCACGGACAGCCUACGUCACUGUCAAGGGCACAGCCCCAGUGGUCCCACCAGAUCCAGAGUCCUUGCCAGCCUCGAUCCUACACCUCUGAAGGAUUUGGCAGCUGACAUGGACGACAAUUGGGGAUGGGUUCCGGAAUACAUCUACAUUGAAGGUGACAAACAAGUUCUGCUGGCGGCACUGGAGAAGGGCAAGCUACAGGUGAUCAGCGAUGGCUCCUUCAAGCAACCAGUGGGCACAGCCGCAGUCCAGCUACAGACUUGA